This is a messenger RNA of Caenorhabditis sp. 36 PRJEB53466, 2920 nucleotides long. Lineage: Eukaryota; Metazoa; Nematoda; Chromadorea; Rhabditida; Rhabditidae. The record is from the annotation of a GenBank genome assembly.
AUGAACAGCAAAAAUCGUCGAUCAUCAAUUCUGAAGACGCGACAGCAACUGGAUCCUCUUGACGAAACGACGAACGGAAACGGAGCGCCCGGAUUUUCCGUGACCACAAUUGCGCGUGACCGACGCGUCAGUUUUUUGAACACAAAACAAGUCCAGUGGGUUUUAUUUAUAGAAAGGUCAAGCUGUAAUAGAGAAAUUCAGGCAAUACGACCGAGAUCACGGUAGACUUUAUGACGAGAGUCCCCUGAAAGAGAAGAUUUCCACGUCGAUAAAUUCGGACGGAGUUCUAACGCAAGUUAUUUGAAUACAGUUAUCAACUCGCAGCCUUUUCACACUAAACAUUUCAGGCCCGGAAGGAACACGUCUGAAACAACCACAGAGAAACAUCCUCGAUUAUUUGGAAACGGCCUAAUCUUGAACGGCACUGCCGAUAUGUCGCUGGAGACGGUGAAGGAGAACGAUCCGAACGAAACGAUGCAGAUGUUUAACCUCACCACAGUGGAAACUGUACAAAUGACAAGGACGACUGUCACUGAGCAAGUAGUUGAGCGGCACGCGGUCCCACAGCACAGAAAUCUCGCAGAAGAGACGAUGGACAUGUUCAACACGACUGAUUACGAGACGAGGGAUAUGUCUGUCGAUCAGAGCAGACUGUUCGCAGUUCCGCAGCUCCCGGCGCGCACGGCUAAUGCUCAAGCCAACGAUACGGUAAGAAAUAAUCUAUUCAUCGGAAACUUGAAUCGCUUCUAUUCAGAUGAGCAUUUUCAACGUUUCGACUACUUCUAACUACGAAAUGGACAUUUCGAUGUUUCCGAACAACGGACAAGGCGCGGUUCCCUCUGUCAUUCCCGCUUUUCCUGCCGAGGACAACAGCGGAGAAGUGGACAUGGAGAUGACACUCGAACAGCAGAAAUUGGCGGAUGCAUCGGUUCACAUGGACGAGCCGAUGGACAUCACUGCGACACCAACGAGAAUCGCCAACAAGUCCGUGCCGGCAGUCCGACCAAGUCCGGCUCCGGCGGCAGCUGCCAAUGUAUUAGGAAAUGCGAACGAUACGGUAUUGAAAAAACAAAACAAAUAAUUGAAUUCAACCAAAAUAUUUUUUCCAGAUGAGCAUAUUCAAUAUUACGAAUUCCAUUCCCCAAGACAUGGAUAUUACCAAUAUUCAGAACUUUACGCGUGCCAGCAUGGACAUAUCGGCUGCUCCGAUCCCUGCAGCCAGCGAAACGAUGAGAAUGUUCCACGUAAUGAGUCCAGGCCGCCCAGCUGCUGCGAACGACGAAGAUAUGGAAAUGGAUAUCACGCAGCCGCCCGAGACACCUCUUCGUGUCGCUCCGAAGGCCAACCAGACGGUAACCCAAAAUAGCCAGUUAAAUUUUGAUUAUGGUUUUUUGCAGCCGAAGUUGUUGAAUAAGACGAGUGCGGCGCCACAUGACAUGGAUAUCUCGAAUGUCUAUAAUCCGGAUAUCAGUGUGCAGCAACCGGAAACUCCAAAGCCAGCUACGAUCCCAGAACAGAGUUCAGCUCAAUUGGAAAGCGUCUUGGAAGGGAAGGAGGAGGGACGAAAUAUGCUGCAGAGCUCGAUGAUGAUGGACUUAUCGAGCAUUCACGACUUCUCUUACCGAUCACUGCAAUCGGUGGCAAAUCAGUCGGCAGAGCGGACGUCUCCUGCAGAACCUGAAGACGAGGAAACUACCAUGCACUAUGAGGACGAAGAGCACAAGCAACAGAAGACUAUGGAAGUUAAGUCACAGAAAAGCAUCCACGAGGAUUCUGUGAACGAGUCGAUGACAACGAUCACUCAGAAGAGCAUUCUUGAAAGAACGCACAGCGAAACGAUCGAAAACAUUUCGCAGAAGAGCCAUCUCGGAUUGUCGUUCCCGAGCUCUGCUCAUAGCCGUCGCCGUUCUUUGCUCAACGAGUCGACGCGCUUCGAAUCUCCUCGUCGGGUGGCUCUUGAGAACUCGAUGAUAACCAACAUGACUGCCAUCAGCGAGCGUCGCGGUCGCAAAUCGCUCCAAUUGAAUCAGCAGUCUGUUCUGAACUCUUCAGUCAUGAAUGAUACCGUCAAGUCAUUGUCCGGAAGAGAUAUAUUCGCAAUGGUACGUUUUCCCUGGUUCUUACCAUUUCACCUUCAAGUUCUAUCUUCCAGAAUACAUCUCUUCGCUCGCCGCUGACUCCACGUGCUGCGUCUGCCGCUUCUGUCAAUGCUAGUUCGGCCCCGCCCACUCCAGAAGUGCCAUACCAGAUGCCCAAUUUUGAUCCAGCAGUCACUAACAUUAUUUGGCUGACUCCUGAUGAAAAUGAAAAAAUUCCUCCAGAAGCUGCCAAAUUGGAUAGACUCAUUGCCACGGAGAAGACGAAAACGGAAGAGAACAUUUUGUCGCUCGAGCAAAAUGUCGGCGCCGAGAAGAUGCGAAUUCUGAGAAGCGGAGUCUGGUCGCAACUGAGUCACGAUGAGAAGGACGUGGUGCGCGUCGCGAGACAGAAGUCAGAGAUGCGAUUCCUGAAUCUGAGAUACUCGUUCGCCAGUGACUGUCACCGUUCGUACGAUCAGCAAGUGAGCAAACUCGAGACGGAAAAUGCGAGAAUUGCCGAACAACUGGCUGAGGCCGAGAGUGUGGAGGAGGCGAGGCGGGAACUCGAGGAGCUGAAAAACCGACCGACGCUCGCAGACUAUCAGAAGGUGGAGUCGGAAUUCAAGGAGGCGAAGAAGAUGGCAUUCGAGUGCCAGCUGGCCGCAGUUCGUCAGAUUUCCGAGGAAUUACUCGAAAUGAGGAAAACGAAGACGGCUCUGGAGACGGAUAUCGAGGAAAAGAAGGAAAAACUGGCCCGGAUGGGCGAUCUCGAGACGAAGAAAAUGAAGGAGAUGGAGGCGAAACUCGAAGAAAUUAUGCAGGCCGCCAUUAAUAGCAUUUGA